CUGCCGGGCCAUUAACUCGAGUCAAACGCAAUACCUUUGGGACACGAACAACUCAUAUGUCAUCUAUGCCAACGCAGCUGCUCCGAACAACUCCAUCACUGGUCUUCGCCUGUGGAAUAUAACUGCAAAUUGCGGUGCCAGAAUAUGUGACCAUGGUAGAUGCAAGUGGAAAUGCGAGCCUGUCGGGGAGUGGCUUCCUUCCUUCCGUUGUUUGCCCGGGGCCUGCGAAUUUCAAUCAAACUUUUACAAGCUUCAUGAUUAUUUCACAAGGAUUCUACAAGUAUAGGUUCCUUGACGCAAGCGUGUGCGAAGUGACCCCACUGUUGACCACAGUCCGCGCAAAUUAUUCCAAUGACCUAAUUUCCUCUGAGGUCAUUUCAUUCACCCCUUUCGGGCCAGAAAAUGUUAAGCUACUGUCAUUCAUUGCUGGAAUGGCCAAGUUUCAGUCGAUCAACUCGCAGGGGCUUAUGAGCAGCGCGAUCGGAGAUACUCUGUACUCCAUCUAUUCAUCAACAACUAACACAUCUAUCGACGACAAUCUUGGAAAUCAGAUGCAGGUUUACAAAGAGCUGGAGUAUUGGCGUGGCGUUGUUGAGUUUUCUGCCACAUACCUUCGCUCUGGGUUUAUGGUCGUGGGCAGCUUCACCGAUAAUAUUAUCCCGGAUGACCUCAUCUCCCCAGUCAAUGGGACAAUGUACAUAUCGACGAUAGGUUGGAAUCGGCGAUCGGCGACAUAUCUUCUCGCUAUCCUUCCCAUCACCAUCACCAUCAUCAUCAUCCUCUCAUUAUGGCAUCCGCUGCCGGGAGUCUGACACUCGAAGAUUUCUACAAGGAGGGGAUUAUCACCAACGAAGGCGUGAAGGUGCAGUUGGAGGAGUCCAAGAACAACGAUGGUGUGAAGAAGAAGUUUGUGAUAGCUGACCAACCAGAUUUGGUGUCGUCGAAGGAGAAUCUCGUAUGAU
This is a messenger RNA of Suillus subaureus, 962 nucleotides long. RefSeq lists its product as uncharacterized. NCBI's taxonomy places the organism in Eukaryota, Fungi, Basidiomycota, Agaricomycetes, Boletales, Suillaceae. The transcript has 5 exons. The record is from RefSeq and is a predicted model, not a curated record. Bases 153 to 812 code for a protein of 219 amino acids.